Molecule: messenger RNA, 1600 nt
Organism: Beta vulgaris subsp. vulgaris (sugar beet)
Lineage: Eukaryota; Viridiplantae; Streptophyta; Magnoliopsida; Caryophyllales; Amaranthaceae
Product: probable protein phosphatase 2C 2
Exons: 3
Coding region: 265-1332 (355 amino acids)
Biological process (GO): protein dephosphorylation
Molecular function (GO): protein serine/threonine phosphatase activity; cation binding
Source: RefSeq, a predicted model, not a curated record
UAAUUUUCCAGAUUUUCUGAAACUUUUUUUUUUAAUUUUCUUUUGCUGUGAAUUCCAUUUGUGAAACAUACCAAUUUUUAUUUACCAAGAAACAAAUUCUUAUCUUUGAUUUCAUUCAUUUAUCUGAAUUUAGGGUUUUGUGUAGUUUGAUUGCGAUCUAAUUUCUCUCUUUUUAGGGUUUGUUGUCGAUUUGAUUCGAUUUGUUAGUGUUGUGUUCUUUAGAAAUUGGAAUUAGAUUUUCUUCUUUUCAUGGUAUAGAAGAAGAUGGGUGCAGAAGCUGAAGUCGUUUGCCCUAAUAUUGUUCCGAAUUUUGAUGCUGUUCUUGCUUGCUCUCAACUUGAUAAAAAGACCUCAGAUUCGAUCUCUGAUAAUUCUCUUGGCUCUACCUUGCUGCAGUUUGUGCCUAACAUUCGCUCUGGUAGCUUUGCUGACAUUGGACCACGUAGGUUUAUGGAAGAUGAACAUGUAAAGAUUGAUGAUCUUUCUAUGCAUUUGGGAUCAAUGUUUAGAUGUCCGAAGCCAAGUGCUUUUUAUGGGGUUUUUGAUGGACAUGGAGGUCCUGAAGCAGCAGCUUAUGUUAGGAAAAAUGUUACUAGAUUCUUUUUUGAAGAUGUCAAUUUUCCUGAAGCCUCUGAAUUGAACGACUUAUUUCUAGAGGGAGUGGAGGAUUGCCUUCGCCGAGCCUUUCUUCUUGCAGAUUUAGCCCUUUCUGAUGAUUGCAGCAUCAGUACUUCUUCAGGAACAACUGCACUUACAGCUUUGAUAUUGGGAAGGCUCUUGCUGGUUGCCAAUGCUGGUGAUUGUCGAGCUGUCCUUUGUCGGAAAGGGGAAGCCAUAGAUAUGUCUCAAGAUCACAGACCUACAUACCCAUCAGAGAAGAGAAGAGUUGAAGAACUAGGGGGUUAUGUAGAUGAUGGGUAUCUAAAUGGUGUAUUAUCAGUGACAAGGGCACUGGGGGACUGGGACAUGAAGCUUCCCAAGGGUUCGGCGUCACCCCUGAUCGCGGAACCUGAACUAAGACAAAUCAUCUUGACAGAAGACGACGAGUUCCUUAUAAUUGGGUGUGAUGGAAUCUGGGAUGUGUUAUCAAGCCAACAAGCAGUAAGCAUUGUGCGACAUGGAUUAAGGCGGCACGAUGACCCAGAAUUAUGUGCAAAGGAGCUGGUCAGAGAGGCUUUGAGGCUCGACACCUUUGAUAAUCUGACAGUCAUUGUUAUUUGCUUCUCUUCUUUUGAUCAUCAGAGAGAACAGUCGGGGUUUCGGCCUCGGAGAUUCAGAUGCAGCCUCUCAGCGGAGGCGUUGUCGACACUGAGGAGCAUUAUGGAGAGCUAGGACAGUCUGAUUUUUUUCUUUUCUCAGAGUCAAGAGUGUAAAUAAGAUGUGUUUAGAAGUGAGCGAGCUUAUGAUUUACUUUGAUUGGUAGAGACGUUCCAUGUUAGUGCUGUUUUUAGGCUGCUUCAGUAUAUUUAGAAAAAGCGGCUUGCAGUUUUGUUAGGAGUAUUUAACUGUUGUGUUUUAGAUAUUUGUCGCUGGGACUGGUUGAUGUGCAUAUAAUUCAAGGGUUUGAGGUUGGAUGGAGGUGUAAACGCACUUUCGGAUU